GAGCAUCUUCCCCAUGGGCGCCCCAGACGGCUUCGAGGAUCGGGGACGGGGCCGGCCGGCGCCGGUCAUCUUCCCGCCGGGCCCCGCGGCGGGCAGCCCGGGCGGGCUGCCGGCGCAGGCGGCCCCAGAGAAGAAGGAGGAGAGAAGAAGUCCAAGAAGAAGUCCAAGAAGUCCGAGAAGGAGGAAUCGACACCCGCCCCCGACCCACCGGACGCCGCCCCGGUCGUCGCCGCCGCGCCAGAGGGCGACGCGGGCAGCUUGGGGGCCGCGGCUGCGGCCGCGGCCGGGGAAGUCCAUGCCGCUCAGACUCGACGGGGCCGGAGCAGGCGGGGCUGGAUGAUGGCCCGGCGCCGGCGCCAGGCCGCGACCGCCUCCGGAAGGACACUCCGUUCCCGAAGGCCAAGAAGGCGAAGGCCAAGAAGGCGAAGGGGAGGCGCGCGUUCUGCUGCUGA
Messenger RNA from Prorocentrum cordatum, 452 nucleotides. Lineage: Eukaryota; Dinophyceae; Prorocentrales; Prorocentraceae. The record is from the annotation of a GenBank genome assembly.